GAGGGGAGCCUGCUAGCCAGCGGGAUCCCGAGCCGCGGAGCGCGCUGCCCACCGCUCCGCCGCAGAUGCCUCGGGAGCUCGAGCCCGAGCGCCGCUCAUGCAGCAUCACAGCGCUCCACCGACCGAGAGUUGAUGAUAAAACACUUAGCCGUCUCUGCUGCGGGGAGCCAUGAGCUGUCUGGAUGUUAUGUACCAAGUCUAUGGUCCUCCCCAGCCUUACUUUGCAGCCGCCUACACCCCCUACCACCAGAAACUUGCCUAUUACUCCAAAAUGCAGGAAGCCCAAGAGUGCAACACCAGCCCCAGCAACAGCAGUAGCAGCGGCAGCUCCUCCUUUUCCAGCCAAACUCCUGCCAACAUAAAAGAGGAAGAAGGCAGCCCAGAGAAAGAGCGCCCACCAGAGGCAGAGUACAUCAACUCCCGCUGCGUCCUCUUCACCUAUUUCCAGGGAGACAUCAGCUCCGUGGUGGACGAGCACUUCAGCAGGGCCCUGAGCCAGCCGAGCAGCUAUUCCCCAAGCUGUACAAGCAGCAAAGCACCCAGGAGCUCGGGGCCCUGGCGGGACGGCUCCUUCCCGAUGAGCCAGCGCAGCUUCCCCGCCUCCUUCUGGAACAGCGCGUACCAGGCUCCCGUGCCCGCGCCGCUGGGCAGCCCGCUGGCCACCGCGCACUCGGAGCUGCCCUUCGCCGCCGCCGACCCCUACUCGCCGGCCGGGCUGCACGGGUCCACUUUAUCAGUUGCUGGGAAGAAGAUUUUGAGGCAAAGAUCCCCAUUCAGGGAGUUACUGGGGAGUGCUCAUAGGGCCAGUGCCUGUUGGGGAGUGAAGAAAUCAGUGUUGAAUGGAGGGAAAAGGCAGAGUGAUGAAGUUGUUAACGAAGACCUCAGUGAAUCCUAG
Molecule: messenger RNA, 895 nt
Organism: Suricata suricatta (meerkat)
Lineage: Eukaryota; Metazoa; Chordata; Mammalia; Carnivora; Herpestidae
Gene: VGLL2
Product: vestigial like family member 2
Exons: 4
Coding region: 170-895 (241 amino acids)
Biological process (GO): regulation of transcription by RNA polymerase II
Cellular component (GO): nucleus
Source: RefSeq, a predicted model, not a curated record